Messenger RNA from Drosophila subpulchrella, 4643 nucleotides. RefSeq names its product mothers against decapentaplegic homolog 3 (gene Smox). Lineage: Eukaryota; Metazoa; Arthropoda; Insecta; Diptera; Drosophilidae. The record is from RefSeq and is a predicted model, not a curated record. Gene Ontology annotation, biological process: SMAD protein signal transduction; regulation of transcription by RNA polymerase II; transforming growth factor beta receptor signaling pathway. The coding region runs from base 902 to 2359 and encodes 485 amino acids. Gene Ontology annotation, cellular component: heteromeric SMAD protein complex. Gene Ontology annotation, molecular function: DNA-binding transcription factor activity, RNA polymerase II-specific; RNA polymerase II cis-regulatory region sequence-specific DNA binding; I-SMAD binding. The transcript is spliced from 2 exons.
UUUUGCUGGCUCUUACGUUUUGUUCGUUGCCCCGAAACGGAAGGAAAAUUGCUUUUAUUCCCUGCGAAUCUGGAUCUGUGUUUCGUGUUGAACUCGAGUUUUUACUUCGUUUGUUAUCCUUUCCAUUUCACUUGGAUGUGCAAUUGGCCGCCGCUAAAAAUACGUACCAAUAACGAAACGCAAAAUACUAAAUUAGCUUGCUAGAACGCAAUUCGAAGGAGAGAGGAAACUACAAAAUUAUAGCAAGAAAAAAACAAACGACGAGGAGGCGUUGGAAUAAUAAAAAGAAGUUCUCUGUUCUUGUUGUGCGCCCCCCGUGUGUGUGAGUGUGUGUGUGUGGUGUGUCGGUGUCCGGAGACUGUGCAUUGGUGUGCGUGUGCGUAUUGCUGUCACUUUCUGGCGCGCACACACAAGAUAUAUAUACAUACACACAGAACUUUGAAAAAGCGGUGGCCACCACACGCCCCCUUUCCAGACCACCACCCCCCAUCCCGUUGUCUGGAUGUGUGCGCCCGGUUCCGGUGCCGUUUGGUUACCGUUACCGUUCCCGUGCCCGUGCAUCUGGAUCUGGAAGCAGUGUGCGUGCGAGUGAGAGGGCGCCAUUCGUCUAAGGAGCAGCCACAGGAGCAAGAGCAGGACAACAGAGGAGCUUGAGUUGCCGGUACCGUUACAGAUCAAAAACACACACAGCAAGUGGCGGCGGGAAGCAGGAGCACCGUUCCAGUAUUCCACACUAGGUGAUCAACAAACAAAAAACACAAAAAGGCAAGCAAAGGAGCCAGUGCGUCCACCAGUGGAAAGGCAGCAGCAGCAUCAGGAGCAGCAGGCGGAGGAGGAGGAGUAGGAGGAGGAGGAGGAGCAAACCCGGAAGUCCCAGGAAAACUCCCCCUGAGACCCUGAGAUGUUGCCAUUCACCCCGCAGGUGGUCAAGCGUUUGUUAGCACUCAAAAAGGGCAACGAGGACAACAGCGUCGAGGGCAAGUGGUCGGAGAAGGCCGUCAAGAAUCUGGUGAAGAAGAUCAAGAAGAAUUCGCAGCUGGAGGAGCUUGAGCGGGCCAUCUCGACACAAAACUGCCAGACGAGGUGCGUGACGGUGCCGCGCAGCAAGCCAGCUCCCGCCGGCGAGCAUCUGCGCAAGGGUCUGCCGCACGUCAUCUACUGUCGCCUCUGGCGCUGGCCGGAUCUCCAAUCCCAGAAUGAACUGAAGCCCCUCGACCACUGCGAGUACGCCUUCCAUCUGCGCAAGGAGGAGAUCUGCAUCAAUCCGUAUCACUACAAGAAGAUUGAGCUGUCCAUCCUGGUGCCCAAAUCGCUGCCCACGCCGCCCGACUCCAUUGUCGACUAUCCGCUGGAUAACCAUACGCACCAGAUACCGAACAAUACCGAUUAUAAUGCGGCGAUAAUUCGCAGCGCCUCGUUGAGUCCGCCGCAGUAUAUGGAAUUGGGCGGUGCCGGGCCCGUUUCCGUAUCAUCGUCCACCAGUUCGACGCCAGCGACCGCCACCGGUGGCGGUGGUCCCUCCUCCUCCUCGUCGUCAUCCUCGUCCGCCGCCUCCGCGUAUCAGCAGCAACAGCAGCAGCUGUCCUUUGGCCAAAACAUGGACUCGCAGUCGAGUGUGCUCAGUGUGGGCAGCAGCAUUCCCAACACCGGCACCCCGCCGCCCGGCUAUAUGAGCGAGGAUGGUGACCCCAUCGAUCCCAACGACAACAUGAACAUGUCGCGUCUAACGCCCCCCGCCGAUGCAGCCCCCGUGAUGUACCACGAGCCGGCCUUCUGGUGUUCCAUCUCCUAUUACGAGCUGAACACGCGCGUCGGCGAGACCUUUCACGCCUCGCAGCCCUCGAUCACGGUGGAUGGCUUUACCGAUCCUUCCAAUUCGGAGCGCUUCUGCCUCGGCCUGCUGUCCAAUGUGAAUCGCAACGAGGUCGUCGAGCAGACGCGCCGUCACAUUGGCAAGGGCGUCCGGCUGUACUAUAUUGGUGGCGAGGUGUUCGCCGAAUGCCUGAGCGACUCGUCCAUCUUUGUACAGAGCCCGAAUUGCAACCAGCGAUACGGCUGGCAUCCGGCCACCGUGUGUAAGAUACCGCCCGGCUGCAAUCUGAAGAUCUUCAAUAACCAGGAGUUCGCCGCCCUGCUGUCACAGUCCGUGUCGCAGGGAUUCGAGGCCGUCUACCAGUUGACGCGCAUGUGCACCAUCCGCAUGUCGUUCGUCAAGGGCUGGGGUGCCGAAUAUCGCCGCCAGACGGUCACCUCGACGCCCUGCUGGAUCGAACUGCAUCUGAACGGGCCGCUCCAGUGGCUGGAUCGUGUGCUCACGCAGAUGGGCUCGCCGCGGCUGCCGUGCAGCUCCAUGUCGUAAGCGCAUCGGCCGGUUCCGGUUUUCAAUUUUCCCCUCCCCAAGUUGCCCGCUCAAAAAAGCGCCGGAGUUUAAGGCCCAUUUGGAGCUGAAACAAGAAACCUAGAAAGCCCAGUACGGCGCUGACAAGUAACACUGAUGAACUGAAUAAGAAGAAGGUGUACUAUCCUCAAGAAUUUGCGUUAGUAAAUAUAUCCUUGAAUAUCGUUUUUCGGUACUAAUCGAAUGCAAUUUUGAUUAGAAUUAAGAUAUAUUUACAUCCGCAAGUUCUAGAUGAAAUUGGUAUACGAUCGAGAACCUUUCGUUCGAUUUUUAAUUAAAAUCCCUAAGCACAUAGGCAGUGAAAAUUGUAAUACGCCUGCAGGGGUAUUAGGUUGCACAUUUUUGAUCACUAGCUUUAGAAAAAAGUUAAAUUGAAUUGCCAAAAAACAAUCGAACAAAAGCCGGGCAUAUAUGGCAUAUGCCGUACUAUCCUUAAACUAUGUAUGUUAUCAAGAAAUUCCCUAAAUGGCUUGUAGAAACCCUAAAAUGCAUACUAUACCUUGCUGUUAAAUGUAAAUCAAUUAGCCCGCUUCAUCAGUGUUGCCGGUCAGAACCUCCAUGGGAAUGCAAAAUGAGAAUCGGAAUUGGUUUCAAAGAGAAAACCAAGAAAAAUUCUGAGAGCACAUAUGAAAUAAGUUCAGGCAAAUUAUAUACGAGUACGUACUUGAGUAAUUGAAAACAAAUGGUAGAUGCAAAACCAGAUACAGAUAGAGGAUAUAUCUAUAUACAAAGAGCACACACUUACAUGUGGGAUAUAUAUCUUUACAAGCAUAUAUGAGAGAGAAACAUGUAUUUGGCGUUACAAGUUUAGGACUAUAUAUUGUGUAGGUGGAAACAGUGGAGAGUUACAGUUUUCGAUAAGAAGCAACAAUUUUUUUAAAAAUUUUACACACAAAAAAAAGAGGAAAUAACCGAAAUGGAACCGACCAGGAACACACAAAAACCGAAAGAUACCCCGAAUCUGUGUGCGUAGAGUUGGUAGCGCUAGAAGCGAGAGAGUCAAAAUUCUUUGAGAAAGAAGCAAAACAAUUAUAUCGGUGAUUUGGAACAGAAGAAAGGAUGAGCAAAACAGGAACUGGGAUUUAUCAAGCUUGAAGCUUACACACACAGACAAAAAACACACACACACUCUACCAUACAUUGCAAAUGUACAUAAGACCAAAUAAUUGAAAUUAUUCACGCAGGACCUCCACUUGAUCGAGUAUGGGAUUAUUAAUAUAUCCGUUUGAUGAUGGUUGUUAAACGUUUCGAUUUUCGCUUAGUACGUGUGUGUUAAAAAUUCGUCAAAACUCUUAAAACGCAGUCAGCUCUUGUUAGUCGUAAUAUCCGUAAAAUGCGAUCAUAUAUCCUAUAUGUAAAGCACUUGCCCAACAAAAUUUGAAUGCCGCAAAUCAAGUCAGGCCCAUUUGAGGUCCCAUUUUGUUCAGAAAUGCAUUUAUUGUGUACCAAAACGAGAGAUUCUUAUUUCUUUAUCACCCUCGGGAUUCGAACCGGUAGCUCAACCAAUAUGCAAUAUGGUUUGCCGGUGUUGGCCGGAUUUUGCUUGGCAAGUGCGCGUUUUUUUUGGGUCUAGAUCUUAAGUCUAUAUAUGUAACGAAAUUCGCUAGCUUAUCUUAACAUUUUUAAGAGCCUCAACCAGUUUAUGUUCGAGUUCAAUUUGUUUCUACUUCAACAUUUUGCGGAUUCUUUUAAUUUUUUUUUUGUCCUUCGCUUCGCUGUUACAACCAAAAAUAACUGUACCGCCCGGCCAGUGUUGAACAGUGCACAGUACGCGGCAGCCAGUGUUGGCUAGCGCUCUUGCCCUCUGACUACGGCGUGACUUUAAUUUAAGUUUUGUCUAUUGUUUUCCCCCUUUGUUGCUUUUAAGUUUCUCACGUAGUUUUUGUGUGCAGACACUUGAUCCUGAUUGGCAAUCAAUCGAAUAAACGAUCGCGAACGAGAUAUUGUUUUGUUAAUUGGCUCUAAUUACGGUUUUGAACCACCCUACACCCUGGUCUUGAAUUAAUCAAUUGUUUUUUGUAUUUCCGGCUAAACCCGCUAAUAAUGUAAUGUAAUCUUUAAGUUAUGCCUAACGAAACAAAGCAAAGAAGGCGAACAAUGCAGCAACAGUCAACAGUCUUCGGACCCCGAUCGCCAGGAUCGUGAACACAACCACAGAACCAGCAACCCCGUACCCGUAACUUUAUAAAGUAUAAAUACAAAUAUAUACAUAUAUCUAAUAUGCAAGCAUGCAGAUAAAGACAAA